CAUUGGGUGGCACCUGAAUACCUGAACAGCAGCAAAGAGCACUCCCCCCUUCCUUACAUUUACUUUGCAGAAUGGGGAUUUCUUUACCUGGCUUUCUCAAGUGCUGUGGAAGAACAGACAGCAAGGAUCUGGGUACAGAGGUGGAAAAUACAGAUGAGAACAAGGAACGUGGGAACUGGUCCAGCAAGUCUGAGUACCUGCUUUCCAUGGUGGGAUAUGCUGUAGGGUUAGGAAAUGUGUGGCGAUUUCCUUACCUCACCUUCCAACAUGGAGGAGGUGCUUUUCUUAUCCCAUACAUUAUCAUGCUUGCCUUUGCUGGUCUACCUCUGUUUUCUGGAAUGUUCCCUUGGCCAGUUUUCAAGCUCAGGACCAGUAGCUAUGUGGAAAGUCCUCCCAAUUUUUGAAGGUGUGGGAAUCACAAUGGUCCUCAUUUCCACUUUGGUCACUAUCUAUUAUAAUGUCAUCAUUGCCUACAGUCUGUAUUAUUUAUUUGCCUCCUUUACAAGUGUAUUGCCAUGGUCAGAAUGCUUUGAAUGGGCAGAUGAAAAAUGCAGCAAGACACCGAAAGUACUCUGCAAUGUAACUCUAGGUCACGAUAUUGAAAUGGUAAAUCUGACAUGGGUGAAAGCAAACAACUAUACUUGUAUAGCAAAUUCAACUUUAUAUCUAGAGACUGAACUUCCAAGCAAGCAAUACUGGGAUAAAGUGGCUCUGAGGCGUUCAGGUGGACUGCACGAGACCGGUGAUGUUGUAUGGUACCUGGCUCUCUGCCUUCUAUUAGCAUGGAUAAUAAUUGGAGCUGCAUUGUUUAAAGGAAUAAAGUCAUCAGGCAAGGUGGUUUACUUUACCGCAAUAUUCCCAUACGUUGUCCUGCUUAUACUCUUAAUUCGAGGUGCAACACUGGAAGGAGCAUAUGAUGGCAUCAGUUUUUACAUUGGAACACAAUCAGAUAUUUCAAAACUAUCCAAUUCGGAUGUUUGGAAAGAUGCUGCCACUCAGAUAUUUUUUUCCCUGUCAACUGCAUGGGGAGGACUCGUGGCAUUGUCAUCCUACAACAAAUUCCACAACAAUUGCUAUGCUGAUGCCAUCAUGGUCUGUGUCACAAACUGCUUAACUAGUGUGUUUGCUGGUUUUGCCAUAUUUUCAAUCCUUGGACAUAUGGCCUUUAAAGCUGAAAAAGAAGUAAAAGAUGUGGUAGAUUCAGGAUUUGCAUUGGCAUUUAUUGCAUAUCCUGAAGCAUUGUCUCAACUGCCUGUAGCACCCCUAUGGUCAAUCUUAUUCUUCUUCAUGCUACUGACAUUAGGGCUGGAUUCCCAGUUUGCAUCUGUUGAAACAAUAACAACUACCAUCCAUGAUGCCUAUCCCAAAGUGAUGAAGAAAAUGCGAGGAAUUAUCACUGUAGCAGCCUGUGUAAUGUUCUUCUUUCUCGGUAUUCUGUGUGUCACCCAGUCAGGAAUUUACUGGGUUGAUCUGAUUGAUUAUUUUUGUGCUGGAUGGGGAAUCCUCAUUGCUGCAAUUCUGGAACUCAUAGGAAUCUGUUGGAUUUAUGGUGGCAACCGAUUUAUUGAAGAUAUUGAGAUGAUGAUUGGAAAGAAGCACUGGGUCUUUUGGCUGUGGUGGAGACUCUGCUGGUUUUUCAUAACACCCCUACUAUUAACAGUUAUCUUCAUCUGGUCACUGGUGACCUUUGACACUCCUAAGCAUGGUAAUGUUGCUUACCCAUCCUGGGGUGUUGCCCUGGGUUGGUGCAUGAUCAUUUUCUGUAUCAUCUGGAUUCCUAUACUUGCUGUUGUAAAAAUAAUAAAGGCUGAGGGAACCCUUUGGGAGCGCUUCUUGAAGAUAUGUGCUCCAACGCCAGAGUGGGGCCCUGCUUUGGAACAGCAUCGUCUGGGAAGGUAUAAAACAACAGAUAAUCUUCAUAAGGCCAGGAAUGCAAUGGAGAUCACAACCAUCGAGGGAGGCUUGUCGGGUUACGACAACAAAGCAUUCUCCUAAUAUAGACAAUGCCUUGUAUAAGGACAAGACUAAAACUACUAUGUGCUUCAAUGGAGUUUGCCCAACAUAUUGUGCCUGAAAUUAUAGACCGGAAAAAAAGACACAUAGAAUAUUUCCAUGGAAUUCACUCCAUUUGCUGUUUUGUUACAAAGCAACUUUAUGGAGCACCAAAAAGAAUUCGAUGUUCUUUAUACUCACAAUAGUUGUGAUGUUCAGCAGGUAGUAGAUUAAAGGGAGCCACGUUAAAGUGGACUAGCAUUUUAAAUUGUACUUUGUACUUUACCACUGCUCAUAUUGGUUCAUGUAUAAUAUGUAAUGUACAUUAAUAGAACCUCCUUAUAAAAUAAUUCCUAGCGUAAUGUACUGUAUGAUAUGUAGAAUAGGUGAAGGCUAUUUACUUUUACAAACAUGUAAUAAGUUUACCUGGAAAUCUUACUGUUGGGGUACUUUUUUCAGAAAAUAUCUUUUUCCUGGAACAAUUACUAUAAUUUGUAUUUACUUCAACAUACCUGCUUUUAUUUACAGUGCCAAUAAUGUUUAACUGUUGCACUUGACAUUAUUUUAGAAGUUUUUAAGAAAUUUGAAAUACUUGAAAUAUUAAAAAUCAUUUUGCAGGCA
Xenopus laevis (African clawed frog) is the source of this 2613-nucleotide messenger RNA. RefSeq names its product solute carrier family 6 member 14, gene 2 L homeolog (gene slc6a14.2.L). Gene Ontology annotation, molecular function: amino acid:sodium symporter activity; alanine transmembrane transporter activity; neutral, basic amino acid:sodium:chloride symporter activity. Gene Ontology annotation, cellular component: plasma membrane; membrane. Gene Ontology annotation, biological process: (R)-carnitine transmembrane transport; amino acid transport; sodium ion transmembrane transport. NCBI's taxonomy places the organism in Eukaryota, Metazoa, Chordata, Amphibia, Anura, Pipidae. The record is from RefSeq and is marked provisional.